This is a messenger RNA of Diorhabda sublineata, 5614 nucleotides long. It is a transcript of the gene Hexim, whose product is annotated as protein HEXIM1. The coding region runs from base 172 to 966 and encodes 264 amino acids. Gene Ontology annotation, cellular component: nucleus; cytoplasm; nucleoplasm. Gene Ontology annotation, biological process: negative regulation of cyclin-dependent protein serine/threonine kinase activity; negative regulation of transcription by RNA polymerase II. Lineage: Eukaryota; Metazoa; Arthropoda; Insecta; Coleoptera; Chrysomelidae. The transcript has 2 exons. Gene Ontology annotation, molecular function: 7SK snRNA binding; cyclin-dependent protein serine/threonine kinase inhibitor activity. The record is from RefSeq and is a predicted model, not a curated record.
AAUAAACACUGCAAUGAAUUGAAAAUGGCGAUUUUAGAAAGCUGGGUGCAUUUCGUUUUCAGUCACUAUUCAAGGUGUUUCAAAGUAACAUAUGAUAGUGUACAUUUUAAGUGAACGUGAAAUAAAAGUUGUGUCAGUUAUUUAAAAAUUAGUGAAUUAAAAGUAAAUAAAAUGGAAAAAGAGAUUGAUUUAAAAACGGGCGAUAAAGUAUUUCAAGAUGACGUCGCUCAACAGAAUGAACAGAGAACUGUGUACGCAUGCGAUAUGACAAUGAAAACAAUCGAAGGGGAGCUUCCGCCAAAAAAACGGAAAACGCGACGCGGGAAAUCCAAACGAAGACAUCCUUAUUUAAAAAAUCAAAGAAAAUCGAAUAAAUUAGUAAAACCAGAAGCCCCACAUAACAGCAAUCAAUUUUUACUCGAAGAUCAUGCUUUAAUGGAAGGAUUGGAUAAAAAUUUGAUGUCCCCAAAUGCUUUAAGAACAAGAGAUUCAAGUUUCAGUGUUGAUUCAGAAGGAGAAUUUUAUUCUUCGCCAGAUGAUGGCCAACAGUUUUUAAUCAAAGACUUUGAUGACCAAUAUGAAAGUGUUCAAGCUGAAAGACUUCAGAGUAUGUCAAAAUCAGAAUUAAUAGAGGAAUAUCUGGCACUCGAAGAUAAGCUUGAAAAAUUAAUAAAAGGUCAACAGAAGGAAGAAGAUGAUUCGGAGGAUUCUCGAUCUGAUCUGAAGCAAGAAGUGGAACGUCUCACCUUGGAAAACGAGCGGUUGAGGCGGGAGAAUGAUAUACUACGAAGUAAAGUAAAUGAUGCAUCUGACUCCGAGGACUCUGAAACUGAUUCUAGCGAUUCUUGCAGUAGUUCAUCAAGUUCAAGUAACAGUUCUCAAAAUUCAAGCAGAUCUAGAAGUCCCAUCACCAAUGGUGAUUAUAGCAAAACAAAUGGAUUCUCUAAGAAAGAGUCAGUUAUGUAGAUUUCAUAGAACAUUAUCUUGCUCAGAUAAAAAAACACCAAGCAGACAGGCUUUCUAUAUGUAAUUCUAUCAAGUACUUAUACAUAAAAUAACUAGUUAACAUAUCUAAACACUUGAAAAAAAAACAUGAACACUCUGUUAACUGGUUAUUGUUUUGUAAAAGAAAAUAUGGUUAUUUUGAUAUUUGAAAAUGGAUAACAGUUGAAAACCUGUAGAUAUUUAGUAUAUAAGGUGGUCACAAAGUGACUGUGAUAAAAAUUUGUUGAAUAUUAUUGGUAAGAAAAUGUUGGUGGAAUUUUGGAAAAAUUUAUAUCACUUUUUUUGCAUAGAAACAAUAUAUUAUUUUUUUUAUUCGAUAUUAAUGGUCAUAUUAGGAUUGGCGAAAAGAUUUUCUAUUUGUUAAUCUUACUUGCAGAGUUCUUAUAUAAUAAUUACAGAUAUAUAAUAAUGACUAUAUGUCCUACAACCUAGAUAGAUUGUAUAUAGAGGGGGAUAUGUUAUGCUGUAUCCUCCCCAUCAAAGUUGCUCUGCUCACUGGAUCAUCUACAGGUCACCUUCUAGUUUAAAUAUUCUAAUAAACUAAGAUCAUUUCAAGGAGGUUAGAUCUUUGCUCCUAUAAGUAUUUCGUCAUCAAUAAAUCUAUGUAUGCCACCCAGUUUUUUUGUUGCUUCAAAUAGAGAUCUUUUAAUAAAGAUGCUAUGUAAUUAUUAUGUUGUUUAGGGUUUAGGGAGGAUUCAAUUUUAUUUAUUACCUUUCUUUCAGUUUUCAAGCCAUUCUCAAUAUAAAAGAAGUCUUAGGUUUACGGAUGCUAUAAUGGGACCAUUGAUCGUAUCUAAAAUAAUUGUAUUGUAUAUGAGUGUACCUGUAAUGGUGCUAUUUGAUUACAGAAAAUUUACUGUUAAUAUUAGGUGUUUGAAAAAUGGAGAACCCUAGAAGCCAUAUGUAUUUCUGACAUAAACAAAGCCUUAAAAUUUGUACGCAAAAAUAGCCCUAUUUUAGAAAUAUUAUUUAGCAGAAAAUAAAAUUUGGAAUAUAAAUUAAAAAUAAAACAACACUGUUAUAAAUUUAUAGUUAAUAUAAACACAGUUAUAUAUAUAUUAUACAACGAAAAAACAAUAUGUAUAAAUUGGGACAAAAAAAAUCAAUAGAAACAUAAUAUCAUGCGUGUAAUUGCAUAUGUAGUUGUAUCUCAAAAAGGCCACUUUUUAGGAGACUCCUUUUGUUACUUUUUCAUUAUCUUUCCUAGUGAAUGAGGCUGGAGGUUUGAUUUGUCAUGAAAUAUCAUGUUACAUAAUAUUAAUAGCUUUAAUUUAACAGAUUUGUGUUUUUUUAAGCACAUACAACUUUUUGUACCCCCGGGGGUCUGCGGACCACAGGUUGGGAAACACUGGAUUAGAUUAUCGUUGUCUGAAAACCUUCUUUGUAAUUCAGCAAUUAGUGUGUCCAACAUUUCAAAAUACUCAGGACUUAAAUGGCUCGUCGUUCUCUUCUAUGUGCCACGCGACAUGAAUGUUAUUGGGACCGCGUGCGAAUAACGUGAUGCCUCAUAUAAAUGUUAUUUAAAUGGAAUUAAAAAGAGUGCGGUCCAACGACUACAUUGCUAGUUGCGGGUUGUAUGUAGCUACCUUUUUAGGGAAUUUAUAGCCUUGUAAAUUAGGGAUAGUAAAAAUAUGACGAAAUAUGUGGAAAACGUUUAUUAUUACAGGUCGGAAGCUGAUAUAAACUUAUUACUAAAUAAAUAUUUUUGUUUUGUCAAAAUGUUUGUAACCACACUGAAGCCUUUAUCGACGAGGUAAGAUACUGUGUUUUAAUGUUGCGUUGUAACCAGAAUUUCUGAUAGCCUUGGUUGAACUUCUCCUUAAGCUCCUCGUCUGUGCUGAUGGUAAUCAACUCUUCUUCAUUGGUUUCUUCCAUGGCUGUGAUAUUGUAUGGAUUUAUUAUCAAUUUAGGAAUUUGUAAAUUUGAGAGAUCCUCAAACCUCUUAGUAAAAUCCCUGUGCAAUGUGUCUAAGUGAGUGACAUAUGAUAAAAACAUCUUGAAGCAUUUCUGGUAAUUUUGACAAAUGUCAAAACUGUAAAUAUUCUUUUCUGCUUAAAUUAUUGAUUUUGUUUUAAUUAAGUUGAGAUCGUCCCCUGCAGUUGCAAAUUAACUUUGUUCAACAUUUCAAAAAUAUCAGUCAAGUAAUAAAUAUCUGUUUUACAAUUGUUCAGAUUUUUUUUCAAAUUCAGAUCUUUUUCUUGUAAAAUCUUCAACACAGAUUCAAAAAUGGCUGAAAAUUGGUUUUCUUAGACUCUAAGGGAACCAAUUUUUUUUGUAACCCCGAGGCUUGACGUGUUAAAUAAUUUGAGUUUUAUAGUUUUACAGGGCUUAUAAAUAUCUGACUCCAUCCUUUUGUGGUUGUUAUUUUUCCAAACUUGAUUUGGACACAUUUUUUAGUGAUAUAGUUUUUCAUCAUUUCCACUUAAUAUGAAAAUAAAAUUAUUAGAAUUAAUUACUUAAUUGUAAAAGAAAAUAUGUUGAAUAUUUUCUCAAAUAUAACGAAAGACUGAUUUAAAUUAAAAUUGUAUAUAAAGCGAGGUAUUAGAAUUACAUGUAAAAGGCCUGGAUAAUAUUUGUUAAUUUUUCGAACCAAAUGCUUUACAGUUAGUAUAUUGAUUUCCACUUAGAGCAAUUUGCUGCAAGAUACGUUUUCAAUGAAAGCUGGACCAAAUACCAACCGAGUUUCUGAAUAACAGAUAAAAACCUAUAUUAAAAAAAUUAACACAUAGCCAGUUGUAUAUCAAGAGUUUAAUCGCUUCUUUUUGACAAAAAUAACUUAUGGCAGCACUUGAUUUCUUUUUUGGUACAUAUCAAAGUCACUUAUAUAUCCGAAUUGUUGACAUCCUCCUUCACAAAAAUAUUGUGGUAAUCAUUUUUUACUUCACUUAUUGUUAUUGGUCAACCCUGUUGAUUAAUAACUACAUAUACCUCAAGAUAUAUAUGUAUCAUCUGGUUGUAAAAAUGGUCAUCUCCGUAACAGAAAUUUUUUACAGGAGAGCUGAUUUUUGGUCACACCUAGGAAAAUUGAGGUGCAUCCAAAUAUCUUCCCUUCCACCUGGCGUUUAGGCCCUGGCAACAUCACCAGGCGCCAGCCCUAUUCUGGACGGCAGAAAUUUUUUUUUCUAUUUUCCUUUUCAAUUCACUCUUAAUGAUGUUUUGAUUCGCUAUUACUAUAAGACUGUUCAUUUAUAGGUGGAACAAAGUCUUUGCUAGCUAUAUUAUGACCGUUGUUAAAGUGUACUAACUCUAAUAUAGAAACAAAUAAACGAACAAGAAAAGCGAGUGAAAGUCGCAAUACAUUCUGGCAAGUGAGUGGGAAUCCAAUGGAAGUUUAUUAUGAUUUAUCACUAUAUUUGAUGGAAAUUUACACUGGUAGUUUGGAAGUGAGUUUGUUAAAGAUAUGUUCAUCAAAGCAUUUUCCAAAAGUUUUUAUUACAAUCAUUAAUUAUACCAAAUAGGGGAGACUGGGUCUUUUUAAUUUGUGUCCAUUCAUGUAUCAAAUUCGCAAAUUAAAUUUUUUAAAAAGUUGUGGAUGUGUGUGGAGCACAGUUUAAGAAACGCUGGCUUAUAUUCAAAACAAAUUCAAAACAAAUAACAACAAUGCGUAAAUACUCACCAAUAGCCGCAAGAUGUAACUAAAAACAUCACUUAUCCACAAUUAUUUGCCGUUAGCAAAAAAUCUCACAGAAAUAUUUACUUAAAUGACUCGAAAACAAUUUUUUCGUAUUACAGCCACAAAGCACAGCCGAUUUACUGCAGACUAGAAUACAGCUAUGAAGAGUAAAUAGACUUGCCAAUUAAGUUCAUAUGGAUUGACAGAUGGAGACACUGGUUUUAAAUUUAAAUCGUUUCAAGGUACAAUAUGACCAAGGUACAACAGUCUCCCCUAUACAUUGACGUGAAUUAAAUACAUCUUAUGUCACAAAAAACGGAUGAAUUACCUAAAAUUCAAACCUAAUUCAAGUAUUUGUCCUGGUCCAGCCUUAUUCAAUUCAUAGAUUUCCAAAUUUCAUAACUAAAAAUUUGAUUUAUACAGUUAUGUAGCAAUGGGUUAGAGAAAAAAACCGAAUGUUAUUAGUUGGUAGAAAGUUUCAUUUUUCUUUCAGUUAUUAAGAAUUAUAACUUUGGUUACACUGGUUUGUAUCCAUUUUGUAUUUAGUUUAAACAACAAAAUUAUUAUCUUUUUUGCAUUUAUAUAAUUUAUAAUUUUCUUAGAGACCUGAGCAUCACAUUGUCCUCGAUUUUUUUUUAUUCGUAAAUUAAGUUAUGAAUGGACUCAUUUUUUGUUAUUGUACUUUCAUCAACUUCUUUGUAGUUGUACAUUUAAAUAUCCAGUUUGAUGUUUCCCCCUUUUCUGAAAACAAAUAUGAAUAAGAUCAGAUUUAUCAAUUGGAAAAUUGAAAAUACUUUUCUAAUGUGCGUUUUCAGAAGUUGAUGAAAAUAUAUCUAUCGAAUCUUUUAUAUAAGUUCUAAAGAUUAUAGGCCUUUGCCAGAUUUAUUUAUUUCCUUUGUGAAUUAAUUUAAUUUUUUAUAAUAACGUUUUGUAGAUAUUUGAAUAGAGUUAUGUGAGUUGUUGAUAAGUUCUAAUAAUAAAAAUUGAUAGUUUUAA